This is a messenger RNA of Lucilia sericata (common green bottle fly), 598 nucleotides long. RefSeq names its product probable protein BRICK1-B (gene HSPC300). NCBI's taxonomy places the organism in Eukaryota, Metazoa, Arthropoda, Insecta, Diptera, Calliphoridae. The record is from RefSeq and is a predicted model, not a curated record. Gene Ontology annotation, biological process: actin filament organization; regulation of actin polymerization or depolymerization; cell motility. Gene Ontology annotation, cellular component: SCAR complex. Gene Ontology annotation, molecular function: protein-containing complex binding.
UAAACUUUUCAUAAUAUGAGUGGUGCACAUCGUGAAGCGGCAAAACAAAUCCAUCAAGACUGGGCCAAUCGUGAAUACAUUGAAGUUAUUACGGCCCAGUAUAAACGUAUCACCGACUUUCUUAAUUCAUUCGAUAUGUCUUGUCGUUCACGCCUAGCCGUACUCAAUGAGAAAUUGACCACUUUGGAAAGACGCAUCGAUUAUUUGGAAGCCUGUGUUACAACUGGUGAAACAUUGACAUAAAAAGGAUGUGCUUUGUCAACGAUCAAAUCUUUAGUUUAGAAAAAGUAUUACAAAUGUGUGUUUAAGUAAAGAUGUAGUGGUUGUCGGCCGGAAAGUAUAAUGAUAAGGUGUGAAUGUUUAUGCAGUAGUGAUAUGAUGACGAUGAUGAUGGUGUCACCUGCAACAUGAAAUCAUUUUAAGGUUUCACAUCGUUUGUCAGAUUUCAAUAGUUUACGUUUCUUUUUCUCUAUAAACAAAUUAAUGUUUAAAUUUAAGUUAAUAAUUGUUUACAACACAAAAGUUUAUUAUAAUUCCCUAGAAAUGCAUUUUUUUCUAUAUUUAAAAUAAAAACUUAAAAAAUAUUGAAAUAGAUAAA